This is a messenger RNA of Lucilia sericata (common green bottle fly), 2022 nucleotides long. RefSeq lists its product as uncharacterized. The record is from RefSeq and is a predicted model, not a curated record. NCBI's taxonomy places the organism in Eukaryota, Metazoa, Arthropoda, Insecta, Diptera, Calliphoridae.
AUGUUUGUUAGAAAACAAGGUUUUACCAUACUCUUUUGUUUUAUACUAAAACCUGAAUGUUCUUUACGAGGUCAGCGUGGCGCUGCCACCCACUUCUCCUCAGCCAUGGGUGAUAGUAUAAAAAAGAAAUUAAGUUCCAGUAAAACAAGUUUAGAUGAUAAUUACUGUACAGGGUCCAUAAAUGCACCAAUAAAUUUUUAUACCAACCAUGAAAAAGAGUCGGAAAGUUGUAAUGCUGCUCCGCCCCUGAUGCAUAAAACACCACCUUCACCGGCUCGUCAGCAUUUAGAAAUGUCUGCUGCCUCUUGUCAAAUGCCGGGCUUAACCAUAAUCUCAACAGCUCCGCGUUGUCAAAUGUUACCUUUGUUGGCGGCAGGAACAACAGCACAACAGGAACACGUGGCUAGUGUGGAAACAUUUAUAGGUGCUGGAGCGGGUGCAGCAGGUAGCAACUCCACCUUAGAACGUAAAACGGCACAACAUUUAGCUUGUAUGCAGCAGCAGCAACAACAUCAACAUAUAAACUCCUCCAACUCACCAGCCUCUAGAUGUUGCAAUAUAUUAAGUGGUGUUAGCUCCAGCUUAGCAGGCGGUGGGGGAGUUGUUAGUAAUAUGUCACAACAACCACAUCAUCAGCUUACCGGUAUGCCUCAAGUUGUUUCUGGCAGCUCAGUGGGUUAUUAUGAUGCAUUUGGUGCGACAUCUGCUGCAACAAUGAAUAUGCAAGCAACACCCACACCAACACCCACUUUAAAUAUGACUGGCAGUUUAGGUCGUAGAACUCAUUUGACUUCAACACAUCAUCAACACCAACAACAACAGCAGCAGCCGGCAUUAACACAUGAAUUUGUGGGUGUUGAAACCUUAGACAUAUUACAAGGUGUAGCACCGGACACCCUCAUUGGGAUACGUUCCUCUGUGAAUCCCGUCAGCAUAUGCUCUUCCAUGUCAUCAUAUCAUCCUACUAGCGGAGUGCACUAUACUAGUGCAGCUCCUGGCUCUUAUAUAAAUACAGUAGCACACCACCAGCACGGCCAAUUACUACCAGCUGGAGCCAUUGUUUCGAUAAGUAGUCUAACCAAUACAGCUGCCCCAACAGGAAAUAAUUAUACAAUACCAGCGACCAUAAUAACAACCACAUCGGUGACAACACAGACACCAAAAACCCAAAAGCGAGUGACAAUAAUGGAACCCACCACAAAUCAUACAUUUGAUCCAUUACUGCCAACAAUGGUGGCAUUGGCGGGAGCCAAUGCUUCUAACAACAGCUCAAAUUUACAACAGCAGCAACAACAGCAGCACCCUACACCCAUAAUAACAAUAACAACCAAUUCAGCACAGACACAAGAGGAAAAGGCCUGCAAGACUCAAGACAGUAAAGAUGAUAACGAAGAUCCAAGAGGUAUGUUGGAUCGUAUUACCCACGAUCUAAAUUAUCUGUUAAAUGGUGCUGAAGAUGAUCAAAUACCACCACCACCCAGACCUCCAAUGGGUACCAUACCCUCUGCGGAUUUGGCCAAUGCGGAAGUAAUAUUUAAAACAGAUGAACUGUAAGUGCUUGACAGACGGAAGUGAGAAAAUCAAAAUGUGAAAUCAUAAACAAAAACACAGGGUUAGUUAGGUGUAAAAAUUUUGCAAAAAUAAAAGGUUGUUAAGUGUAAAUAUUUACCUAAAGUUAUAGUUAAAAUAAUGAUAAACAUAGUUAAUGAAAUAAUUAAAUAAAUAACUAAUGAUUUCUUCAACAUUUGCUUAAUAUAUAUAAUAUUGAUGGCUCAACGUCGAAUAUCAAAAAUACAUGAUCAUGUUUAAAUAUUAAAAUUUGUAUAAUAAAAAUUAAUUAAUAUUAAAUUAACAUAUUUUCUUUUUUAGUAAUAGAUUUACAUAUGUAAUAGAAAAUACUCAACAAAAAAACUUUUCCUUAAGGCAGCUAAAUAUUUGUAAAUAGAAAAUCUCGAAAUAGUUAAAAAUAUCUUAAAAAGGCUCUACAGUAAAAUGAAGUAGUUUAACUAUGGUUCAGUAAUU